UAGGAGAAGCGAGGACCGGACUAUAAAAUAAGGUUCGAUUCAGACUCGACACAUCAGUCACUUCUUCUCUCUCCUUAAGAGAAUUCAUCCCAAAAAAAAAAUAAAAUUCGCGCACUAUAAUCAAAAAUGAAAAUGAUCUUUGUCUUUGCCGCCAUCUUGGCACUUGCAGCAGCAGCGCCACAAGGCCAACGUCAACAGGACGUUGUUGUUGUCAAGGAAUUAUUACACAACAAUAUUGGACUUGAAGGCUAUCAAUAUAAUUACGAGCUUUCAGAUGGACAACAAAGAGAGGAAUCCGCAGAAUUAAGGAACGCUGGAACUGAGAAUGAAGCAAUUGUCGUGAGAGGAUUUUACUCCUGGGUUGAUGCUAAUGGACAACAACACAGAAUUGAUUACACCGCUGACGAAAAUGGCUUCCAUCCCGUUGGCUCAGAUAUUCCCGUUUAAAUACUCCCCCCCCCCCACUCCCUUGCCCCACCACCACCGAUUUUGUGAUUCCUAAUAAAAGAUCUUUUUUAUUUUCAUAAAAAAAACAAA
Messenger RNA from Leptopilina heterotoma, 537 nucleotides. RefSeq names its product flexible cuticle protein 12-like. Bases 127 to 447 code for a protein of 106 amino acids. NCBI's taxonomy places the organism in Eukaryota, Metazoa, Arthropoda, Insecta, Hymenoptera, Figitidae. Gene Ontology annotation, cellular component: chitin-based extracellular matrix. The record is from RefSeq and is a predicted model, not a curated record. Gene Ontology annotation, molecular function: structural constituent of chitin-based larval cuticle. The transcript is spliced from 2 exons.